Molecule: messenger RNA, 2389 nt
Organism: Raphanus sativus (radish)
Lineage: Eukaryota; Viridiplantae; Streptophyta; Magnoliopsida; Brassicales; Brassicaceae
Product: putative pentatricopeptide repeat-containing protein At1g12700, mitochondrial
Exons: 3
Coding region: 206-2005 (599 amino acids)
Molecular function (GO): protein binding
Source: RefSeq, a predicted model, not a curated record
GAAAUAUAUUUGCUACCAUCUUCUAAAUUUCUAGUAACUCUUUUUUCUUCACCAAGAAAUUUCUAGUGACUCAUUUUUUUGGGGGCAAAUUUUUUUCUAGUAACUAUGUUUUUUAUUUCAGUUUGUAAUCAAUCGCCAAAACAUUAUUAACGGUAACAUAUCGGCAUAAGUUCAUUGCGGAAUUUCAACGAACACGUUGUGUGCGAUGAUGUCGACCUCGCUUGAUCUAAAAGCUUCGAGAUUGGCUCAGCUUCAUCUCUUGGAGACAGGUACGCUUAGAACUGAAUUGCUCCGUACCUUUUCUAGCUUCCUGUAUUGCUUCAAACGAGACUUCUCUGGAAUUACCGAUGUGAAAGUCUGUUUCAGAGAGAGAUUGAGAAGUGGUCUCAUCAAUAUCAACAAAGAUGAUGCUGUUGCUCUGUUUCAGUCCAUGGUUACGUCUCAUCCUCUUCCUACACUCGUUGAUUUCAGUAGAUUCUUUAGUGGUGUCGCUAAGACAAAACAGUAUGAUCUUGUGUUACAUCUCAGCAAGCAGAUGGAACUGCAAGGGAUUGCACAUAACACCUACACACUCAACAUUAUGAUCAACUGCUUCUGCAAGAGUUGCAAAACCUGUUUUGCUUACUCUGUUCUGGGGAAAGUUAUGAAGCUUGGGUUUAACCCCGACACAGCCACAUUCAACACUCUCAUCAAUGGACUCUGUCUCGAAGGUAAAGUCUCUGAAGCUGUGGGUUUGGUCAAUAAAAUGGUGGAAAAUGGAUGUCGAGCCGACACAGUUACGUUUGGUUCUAUAGUCAAUGGGAUUUGUAAAUCAGGAGAUACUUCUCUGGGUUUGGAUUUUUUGAGGAAGAUGGAGGAAAGAGAUGUGAAGGCUGAUGUAGUUACAUACAGUACAGUCAUUGAUAGUCUUUGUAGAGAUGGGUGUAUGGAUGAUGCAGUCAAGCUUUUCAAUGAGAUGGAAACGAAAGGGAUCAGGUCUAGUGUUAUUACGUACAAUUCUCUAGUAGGUGGGUUUUGUAAAGCCGGGAGAUGGGAGGAAGGUGCAAAGCUGUUGAAGGUUAUGAUUGGUAGGAAGAUCAUCCCUAAUGUUGUCACUUUCAAUGUGUUGAUUGAUGUUUGUGUCAAAGCAGGGAAGCUUGAGAAGGCUAAAGAGUUUUACGAGGAGAUGAUCACAAGAGGUGUGUCUCCAGAUACUAUCACUUAUAACUCAUUGGUGGAUGGGCUUUGCAUGCGUAACCGGCUCGGCGAGGCUAACAAGAUGUUGGAUCUUAUGGUUGGGGAUAACUGCAGUCCUGAUCUUGUGACUUUUAAUAGUCUCUUGAAAGGAUAUUGCAAGGCUAGAAGAGUUGAUGAGGCUAUGAAACUCUUCAGAGAGUUUCCUGAGAGAGGAUUGGUUGCAAACGCAGUUAGUUAUAGCAUUCUUGUCCAGGGCUUUUGUCAGUCCGGGAAAGUUAAGAUUGCUGAAGAGAUUUUUCAAGAAAUGGUUUCAUGUGGUGUUCUUCCUGAUGCUAUGACGUAUGGUAUAUUGCUUGAUGGUUUGUGUGACAAUGGGAGGCUUGAGAAGGCGUUGGAGAUAUUUAAGGAUUUGCAGGAGAGUAAGAUGGAUCUUGAUGUUGUUAUGUAUACCAUUAUCAUCGAGGGGAUGUGCAAGAGUGGAGAGGUGGACGAUGCGUGGACGUUGUUCCGUAGCCUAGCUUCGAGAGGAGUGAAGGCUAAUGUUAAGACGUACACGGUAAUGAUUUGGGGAUUGUGUAAGAAAGGGUCGUUGUCUGAAGCAAAAACGUUGCUUAGAAAAAUGGAGGAAGAUGGGAAUGCGCCAAACGAUUGUACAUACAACACUCUUGUCAGGGCGUAUCUCCGAGAUGGUGAGUUGGCCGCAUCUGCAGAACUUAUAGAAGAAAUGAAGAGUUGUGGGUUCUCAGCAGAUGCUUCCACUGUUAAGAUGGUGAUGGAUAGGUUAUCGAGCGGUGAAUUGGACAAAAGCUUUUUGGAUAUGCUUUCUUAGGGGAUUGGUGUUUUGUCUACUGUCUCAUCUCAGAGCGUUGAAAAGGUUUUGUAAACUGAUUGAUCAUUAAGAGUCUUAAUUAAGAAGGAAGAGCUAAGGGAACUUCCUUGUUGCACCACUUCCACUGCUCAUGCGUAAGACAAACAGCUUUGCUUAUUCAUGACCCACAUAACAUUUGAUCAAAAGGAACUUGGGGGUCCAAAGGUAAAAUUUAGAUAUGAUGAUUUUUUUUGUGAUAUGAUAUCAUAUAUAUUACACAUUUAUCAUACUUUUGUUUGUUUUUACAAUUUGGUUUGGCAAGUAAUCAGGUUCUGUAAAUCUUAUGUCUAUCAUCUUUCACUUUAAAGUUGCAACCAGUCUUUUUUGUAUUAUCUCUCUUCAUGA